CAACCUCCACAAUAAGACUCUCCCCAGCUCUCCCCUGAAGAGAAACAUUACCAUGCCAUGUCAGCCUCCUCUUGCCAUUCCAUCUUCUGUCUGGAACAACACCUCAAACAAGUCUUGAAGGUAGUGCGACAUUCUCUAGCAUUCCGGCUUGCUUCCACAUGAGCCAACACCACAUCGAAGCACUCGCAAGAAAGAGAUACUGUGCAGAAUGAAUGCUUCAGCAUGCUUAUCCGGCAUCCGCCCGCGCCUUCGUCUAUUGGCUCUGGUACCAGUGGUUGUUAUCGCUUAUAUUGUUACCGUCAUUGCCAUCGACGAGUUCUUCUUCGCCUCCAAUAGGAUCGUCAUUAAAAGCGCCCCCGUUGACAAAGUGGGCAGACACGCCCAAUCGAUAGUUGGCACCGAAAAUGAAGACCCUGAACCGACAAGAUCCGUUCAACUGGACAUUGAACGGGUGAUUAAUAAGACGCUGGGGUUUGAAAAAGUCAUUGCAAUUGGAUUACCGGAGCGAUCAGAUAAACGAGAUGCGUUGGAACUCAUGGCAUCGCUGACUGGCUUUGAUAUCGAAUGGGUUGACGGCGUAAAGCCAUCCAGCAUCCCGAGCAAAGCCGUACCAUAUGGAAUCGAUCCCUCUGCCAUACAAGACAACUUCCUUGGAAGUUGGAGGGGCCAUAUGAAUGCAAUUCGACAAGUUGUCGAGCAGGAGACUGGAUCAGCUCUUAUCAUGGAGGAUGAUAUGGAUUGGGACAUCCAUCUCAAGUCUCAGCUCCGCAAUGUUGCGCGCGGAGCCCGCCAGAUUCUGCAAGAGCCUUCAGAGCUGCCUCACUCCCCAUAUGGAGAUGACUGGGAUGUCUUAUGGCUAGGCCAUUGUGGUGAACCUUUCCCAGAGACCCUGGAGGAGAACGCUGGAUUGCCGUCGGAGCGUAUAGAACAAAUGUCAGCCAAGUACUUCAUCCAAGACGACGACACCGUCCCGCCAUACAACCAAGUGUCACAGCUCGUGGACUGGUCUCAAUACCAGCCGCAGACGAGGAUCGUCCACAUGUCUGCGGCGCCUAUUUGCACCUUUGCGUACGCCGUCUCUCAAAGAGGAGCGAGGAAAAUCCUCUACGGCUUGAGUGUGGAUGGCCUGCAUAUGGCAUUCGACAAUUCACUUGCACAGCUUUGCAGAGAUGCCAUGUAUGGGCUGGGCAGGAAUCAAAGCAGCGCACUCAACAUGAAGUGCAUCAGCGUCAAUCCCACCAUCAUGUUCCACCACAAAGCCAAGGGAUUGGUGGCCUCCGGCAGCGACAUCCAGAAUGUUGGGGGGGAUGGCAGUGUUCGUGAAAAGGGCGAGACAGAGUCCAUUCGGUGGAGCAUGAGAUUGAAUCUGGAGAAUAUCCUGGCCGGCAAAAGGUUGGAGGCGCAGUUUUAAUACGAUGAUAUAAAUAGUAUAGCAUGCGACUUUGACAUGAUCUGUGGCAGUGUAAUGCGCCCAAAUGGCGACAUGCCUUUAAUUAAAUUAAAAUUGCUUGCCAAAUUACAGUUCUCAUCGUCUUGAUACAAUUCACUGUGUGAGUCCCAACUCGUUGCCCGCCAAAUCAUU
Messenger RNA from Trichoderma harzianum CBS 226.95, 1582 nucleotides. RefSeq names its product glycosyltransferase family 25 protein. The coding region runs from base 209 to 1411 and encodes 400 amino acids. The record is from RefSeq and is a predicted model, not a curated record. The transcript has 2 exons. NCBI's taxonomy places the organism in Eukaryota, Fungi, Ascomycota, Sordariomycetes, Hypocreales, Hypocreaceae.